This is a messenger RNA of Lodderomyces margitis, 1125 nucleotides long. RefSeq lists its product as uncharacterized. NCBI's taxonomy places the organism in Eukaryota, Fungi, Ascomycota, Pichiomycetes, Serinales, Debaryomycetaceae. The transcript has a single exon. The record is from RefSeq and is a predicted model, not a curated record. The coding region runs from base 1 to 1125 and encodes 374 amino acids.
AUGCAAAGACAAUUCUUACGAUACCUCACAACGAAGAGCUCUCAAUUCUAUGCCAAAUCCACGAUAAAUCCAAUAUCAUUCAGGCUACAGCCUCCCACUAAAUUUACACCCCAAUCGGUUCUCAUAUUCUCCACUUCAGCAAACCUACCACAGAUAAUCGAAGAUGUGUUGGAUCUACAUCAAAGAGAUAAUUUACAGAUUGUGGUAGCAGGAAUCGAUACUAUGGUUCCAUUCUCAGCUAGAAAUGGGGUCAGUGAGCUCUGGCUUGAUCAUCGCCUAAAAAUAGGCAAUUCCUUGCUUUUGGAAGAACGCGAUGACUUGAACAAACCUCCCAAAGAAAGCGAUGGAGUCAACCCGGUUACCGCAAGAAAGAACUGGAAAAAUAUUCAGGGGCAUUUAAGUUUACAAAUGAAGCACGAAAUGGAGGCAAAGAUAAGUUUAGCCAAUACUGUAUUUUCAACCGGAUCAAUACUCACUUUAUUUUACUUUGAUACUGAGUCAAACGUUGCCCAUUCCGGUCAACACUUGUGCGAGCUAGAAGUUACAUUACCAAGAGGUGUUGUUCCAAAUCAUGCAACGGUAAAAGUUGAAGACAAAUGGACGGCAUUGUACCCAGGGAAACUGUUCAAAAUCACCAAUUGUGUGGGGAACUUGUUGAAGUCGAUUGAGAAAAACCCAGCAGCCAAGUACUUGGAAAAGAAUGAUAAAUUGAUGAGACUCAAGAGCAAAGAUACUGAAGUAUUUGUCAAGUUGAGAAAAAGGGGAACCACGGUUGUGGAGAGAUUUAAAGUGACGGCCGGAGGUGGUGGUUGGGGUGCAAAAGCAGAUAUAAUUGCAUUGUCUCCUGAAGCAAAACCAAACGUAGGAGAUGAGGUUGAAUUUUUCAUGGUAACUCCAGAUGACAGAUUUAUCCAACAGAGAGGCAACGAAGUUGAAAGGUUUAGCCAUACUUUUGCAUUCAUGAGUAGUUACGAAGAAACAGCCUAUCAUGGUGAUGGCUUAGAUGCCGAAGGUGAAAUGGUGUAUGAAACAUUUGGAUGUGGUUCAGAGCAAGGGUUCUAUUUCAAUGGGGUGAAACAUCAUUCACCUGGGGAAACGGCUUAUAUAAAAUUAAAGCUGGAGUGA